This is a messenger RNA of Arctia plantaginis, 345 nucleotides long. The record is from the annotation of a GenBank genome assembly. NCBI's taxonomy places the organism in Eukaryota, Metazoa, Arthropoda, Insecta, Lepidoptera, Erebidae.
AUGGGAAAAGUAACACGUUGUAUACCUAAAACAUCGAAAAUGUGUUCUCCAUGUGGUCCAAUGGUAUGCUACAAAUAUGAAGACUGUGGUCCUCCGCUUCAGUGUCUACCCCGCUCUGCGUUCAAGCGUAAUGGACUGCAAGAUUGCCAGUUCUUCCAGCAGGGGUCAAUACGGUAUUUAUGCCGCACAGAUGGCUGCUGCCAAAAGCCGUGUCCGUGUUGUCCGCCGUGCAAGUUGAAGUCCUCUUUCGUCUAUAAAUUCGGUCAGGGUCCAAAAAACCCUCCGAAGGCCGUAGACCGGAAGAGGACGGCGCAGAAAAAAAGGAUGAAAAAGAAAAUCAGUUGA